AUGCCGAACAAUACGAACAAUCCUCGUGCAAACAAUCCUCGUGCAAACAAUCCUCCUCCAAACAAUCAAAACAGACAUGUGUAUCCUCCUACGUUAACACCUAAUCAAAUAAAAGCAGUAGGACAAAAAAGAGAUGAAAAUGAAAAUGCUGAUGAUAGUGAUAAAGUCAAUUUAUUGGAUUCAAUUGCUGAUCGAUUUGCUAAAAAAACAGCUAAAUCAAAAAAAGAACACGGUGGUAGUGACAGAAGCAAUUGGAAUAUAUUAAAAAAUGCUGGUUAUAAAAAUAAUAUUGUCUAUCUUGAUGAAAAAAUGGACAAUUAUUAA
Molecule: messenger RNA, 324 nt
Organism: Entrophospora sp. SA101
Lineage: Eukaryota; Fungi; Glomeromycota; Glomeromycetes; Entrophosporales; Entrophosporaceae
Source: the annotation of a GenBank genome assembly